CCCGCCGUGCCCGAGGCCAACGGCGUGCUGCGAGGCUGCGAGCCGGGGGGCGCCGCGGGCAAGGGGGGAGCCGGAGCCAUCGCCGCCGCCAUCAACAUCAACGCCUCGACCUCCAAGUUCCUAAUGAAUGUUAUAACAAUUGAAGACUAUAAGAGCACAUAUUGGCCAAAGUUGGACAGUGCCAUAGAUCAGCUUUUAACUCAGAGUCCUGGUGACUACAUCCCUAUCUCCUAUGAACAAAUAUACAGUUGUGUGUAUAAGUGUGUAUGCCAGCAGCAUUCGGAACAGAUGUAUAGUGACCUAAUAAAAAAGAUAACUAACCACUUAGAGAGAGUCUCAAAGGAGCUGCAGGCCAGCCCUCCAGAUCUCUAUAUUGAAAGAUUUAACGUAGCUCUUGGACAGUAUAUGGGAGCAUUGCAGAGCAUUGUGCCUCUUUUCAUAUAUAUGAAUAAAUUUUACAUAGAAACCAAACUUAACAGAGACUUAAAAGAUGACCUUAUAAAGCUGUUUACGGAACAUGUUGCAGAAAAGCACAUUUACAACCUAAUGCCUUUACUUUUGGAAGCUCAGUCAACGCCGUUUCAAAUAACUCCGUCUACCAUGGCAAAUAUUGUGAAAGGCCUGUAUACACUACGACCAGAAUGGGUACAGAUGGCACCAGCUUUAUUUUCUAAAUUCAUCCCAAAUAUUCUACCCCCUGCUGUGGAAUCUGAGCUUCAGGAAUAUGCUGCUCAAGACCAGAAACUUCAAAGAGAGCUUAUGCAGAAUGGAUUUACUAGAGGUGACCAGUCACGCAAGAGAGCUGGAGAAGAGUUAACUUACAAUGGCUCAUCAGCUUGUGCAAGCUCCAGGGGGUACAGAUAGUGAAUAUACUGGAUCAGCUUCUAUUCCUAGCCAGAACAGACACUGGAGGAGCGCAGGUGGUAUCCGGAGCCUCCUUUGGCAACUGCUGAUACUCAAGCUCUGACACGAACUAUGCCUCAAAGAAGAGUUCUGGACUUUCUUCUUCAUAUAAUAAAAUGUCAGUUGCUGCUACAAUUGGGAUGACUUUGAAAGACAUGAUUCCUUGGUCUGGCCUCUCAACAAGUCCAUGUUCUGCGUUUUUUUUGUGAGGAAUGCACCUUGAAAAACAAUCCUUUCAAAGUGGAAAUGGGCAGCCGAAAUCAGCAGCUUCCAAAAGCGUUAGAAUGGAAGAAUCUUUUUUGCACUCUUUUCUUAAUAUUAAGGACAUUCUUAAAACUAGUUAACACGUCAGUGUAUUGGUUUUUAAACUUCAAGGUAUUUUCUGGAGCUUUUACUUAAAUAAUAAGAAUAAAGUUUCAUUAUUUUGCAGUAUUUGUUCAUUAGUUUAAAAAUUGUCACCUUUUAAGAGUUGGUCCCAUAUAAACGUAUCUUCUGUCAGGGAGCUUUAAAUUCCAGAUUUUUCUUUUAUCUCUUUUUUUUGUUACUUGGUAUUUUGAAAUCUGUUUUCCUAUGUGUUUGUACUCUGUGCCUUCAGCUUGUGCACUUUGCAACUUUAUAGACCAUAUUUUGUUACUCCAAAAUGUGUUCUUGAGGAAAAACUUGAUAUGAACAAACAUGCUGCAAAGUUGCACUUUUCUCUUGCAUUAAUGGGAGGUAAGUUUAAGAAGGAAGAAAAGUUGAACCUAUCACCACAAUGAAUAGUGACUUGGAAGCUUGUCCCUUUUUAUUUUUCUUGCGUAUUGGUGUUUAAUGCUGGGACCAACUCUUGUAGAACCCCUCUCAUUGUCUUUUCAUUGGCUUCCAUAAUUGCAAUAGAUUGAGAUGUGAAUUCCAGACUGGAUGAAAUACUAAGAUGUAUUUUAUGCUGUGCUAUGUAGAAACAUUGUGGGCAAAAUUCUCCAGUCUAGUAGGUCUGCAAAGUGCAUCUCCGUCACCACAAACCAGAUUUGCACCUGACUGAUCAGCAAACGAUGGUACCUGUCCAAGAUCACUUUGUGGCUCCUGUGCCAUUUCUCCUGUUUCGGGGAUGUGAUGGGGGUGUGAUAGUGGAUGUUGUCAGAAUCAGGGAGUUGAGGAGUGGUGUAAUGCAUGCAUGUGUACCCAUCGGCCUCCUGUUUCCAGUCUUGUGUAAACUCAGCUGGAGAUCCAGCUGAGCCCAGUUCCAGGAGAUCUGGACCUAUGGUCUGAAUCCUAAUGAUUGUGACGUGGGUUUUAAUCAGUAGUAUGGCUAAUGCAAUUCUUUCAUGAGGGGAGAAACAUACUUGAAAAAGCAGUUUGACUACAGGUUGGGUUUUUUUAUUUUAUUACUAUGGAUUUAUUUUUAUCACCUUUAGUUAUGAAGAGAAAUGAGUUGGUAAUAUAAAAUCUUUCUGAAG
Molecule: messenger RNA, 2339 nt
Organism: Aptenodytes forsteri (emperor penguin)
Lineage: Eukaryota; Metazoa; Chordata; Aves; Sphenisciformes; Spheniscidae
Gene: CACUL1
Product: CDK2 associated cullin domain 1
Exons: 9
Biological process (GO): ubiquitin-dependent protein catabolic process
Molecular function (GO): ubiquitin protein ligase binding
Source: RefSeq, a predicted model, not a curated record